GACCUGUCAGGAGGUGAACAGUGCAAACCACCUACCUUAUGGUUUGCUCCAGCCUCUUCCUAUCCCUGAGGGUCGUUGGCAGUCUAUCUCGAUGGACUUUAUCGGUCCUCUUCGACCUCCGACCCCCCGCGGUCAUGAUGCUAUCCUGGUCGUCGUCGACCGCUUCACGAAGCGUGCACGAUUUGUGCCCUGCUGCUAUGCCAUCAGUGCACGUGAGGUCGCCGACAUCGUAUUUAACCGAGUCGUGCGUGACCACGGCUUACCUCUAAGCAUCAUAUCUGACCGUGACCCGCGCUUUACCAGCCGAUUCUGGAGACGACUCCACGAGGUGUACGGCACUCAGCUCCGCUUCUCCUCGUCUUACCAUUCUCAGACUGAUGGUCAGACCGAGAUCACGAACAGGACUUUCGGAGAUAUUCUCCGAAAGAUUGUUCGUGACGACCAGCAGUGGGAUCUCCAUCUUGCCCACGCGGAGAUAGCCUACAACCACGCCGUCUCGCUAGCCACGGGGAUGUCGCCUUACUAUUGCGACCUCGGCUAUCACCCGCGUGUUCCCGCGGACUUCCUUCGACCGUCCCAGAUGCAUCCGACACGAGUUGUCGGUGAUGAUGUGCUUAUCGAUGCCCGCCACUUACAGCUCGAAGCGGACACGCUUCGCAAGUUUCGACGUCGCUUCUUUGGCCCAUGCCGCAUCCUCCAGGCCGUCGGUUCUGAUACGGCAUCUAGCCCGGUCAGCUUUCGUGUGAAGCUGCCCGACUACCUACGCCAGGCUCGUGUACAUGAUGUCUACCACGUCUCGUUACUGCGUCCUUACCGCAGACCGUCUGAGCGUUUCGCUGGACGACCAUACGAGCGCCCUCCACCCAUCAUGGUGGACGGCCACGAGGAGUUCCUCGUUUCAGACAUCAUUGGUCGCCGAGUCACCGACGACAACCCUCCCCACGUCGAGUAUCUCGUACGUUGGAAGGGUUACCCUGAUGAGGAGGCUACCUGGGAGCCCCUCGAGCACUUGCGGGACGCUCGCAUGUUGGUGCGUGCCUAUGACCGUGCUCGUCGUGCUGGGUUCACUGCUCCUCCUCAGCCCACUGACCCUCCUCCUUCUCCUCCGGCUGAGGAGACCGCUGAAGUCGAGCCUGCUCCAUCUGAGGCAGACCUUCAGCAGCAGCCGGAUGCUUCUGAGCGUCUACAGCGCACUCGUCGUCGUCCUGCUCGAUACGACGAUUGACUCUGACUUACCUUCCCACGUCUUUGACUUCUCAGUACUCCAUCCACAUUAGUUUUGCUACUUCAG
Chara braunii is the source of this 1291-nucleotide messenger RNA. NCBI's taxonomy places the organism in Eukaryota, Viridiplantae, Streptophyta, Charophyceae, Charales, Characeae. The record is from the annotation of a GenBank genome assembly.